This is a messenger RNA of Tauraco erythrolophus (red-crested turaco), 1273 nucleotides long. Lineage: Eukaryota; Metazoa; Chordata; Aves; Musophagiformes; Musophagidae. The record is from RefSeq and is a predicted model, not a curated record.
ACAUGCUCUGUGUGAAGAAUUCCGAGUGUGGCUUUCUGCUGUGACCCAGAUAGAGCUGGAGCCAACUAUUGACAUCUCCUGUGCUAAAUAUGAAUAUACAGAUGUCUUGCUGUGCCACGAUGACGAGCUGGAAGGUCGGAGGAUUGCUUUCAUCCUGUACCUUGUGCCACCCUGGGAGAAAAGCGACGGGGGAACGCUGGACCUGUAUAGCACGGAUGAACACUGCCAGCCACAGCAGAUCAUCAAGUCACUCGUGCCUUCGUGGAACACGCUGGUUUUCUUUGAAGUGUCUCCAGUCUCUUUCCACCAGGUGUCAGAAGUUGUCUCUGAGGAGAAGUGCCGCUUGGCGGUGAGCGGCUGGUUCCACGGCCCGUCAGUAGUCAGACCUGCACGCUACACUGAAGCUCCCUUGCCCAGGAGCCCACACAUCCCCUAUGAUCAUGAAAUCUUGUACGAGUGGAUCAAUCUAGUUUAUUUGAACAUGGAGUCCCAAGCUCAAAUCCAGGAGGAAUUUGAGGACCGAUCAGAAAUUCUCCUGAAAGAUUUUCUUAAGAAAGAGAAAUACCAACUACUGUGUGAAGCUUUGGAGAACAAAGACAUCCAGUGGAAUAGCCGGGGCCCUGCCAAUAAAAGGCUCUAUGAGUCAGCAGAGGAAGACAGCCUGCCAGACAUCCUGAAGAAAUUCCUGCAGUUCUUACGCUCUGAGGCCUUGUUUUUACUGCUUUCCAACUUCACUGGCCUAAAGCUGCACUUCCUGGCUCCCUCUGAUGAGGAUGAAGAUGCUGGGGAAGGAAGAGCAGCAGACACCGAUGGGCACAGCAGUCCCAAACCUGAGCAGGAAGAGGCCAAACGACACACUGAUGGCAGUCCCCAUCAGCCAGACGAGCCUGACAACAUCCCUGGAGCACAAGACAGCGAGACACAGAACGGGACAGGAUCCCCCGUGUGCGCAGGGGAGCUGAGGCGCUGGGCCCACGGGCACUAUACUCUAGUCCACGAUGCUCAAGCAACAGAAUUUGCUCUCGACCUGCUCUUCUUCUGUGGCUGUGAGGACUGGGAUCCGGAAUACGGUGGCUUUACUUCCUACAUCGCUAAAGGUGAAGAUGAAGAGCUGUUGACAGUGAAUCCAGAGGACAACUGCUUGGCCUUAGUUUAUAGAGACAAAGAAACUAUGAAGUUUGUGAAAUACAUCAGUCAUCGUAGCUUGGCACGCCUGAAAAAGCACCCGAACAGAACAGGAUUUUGGGAUUUUUCCUUUGUCUAUUACGAGUGA